This is a messenger RNA of Bacillus rossius redtenbacheri, 2592 nucleotides long. Its product is annotated as zinc finger BED domain-containing protein 4-like. The coding region runs from base 282 to 2132 and encodes 616 amino acids. NCBI's taxonomy places the organism in Eukaryota, Metazoa, Arthropoda, Insecta, Phasmatodea, Bacillidae. The record is from RefSeq and is a predicted model, not a curated record. The transcript is spliced from 2 exons. Gene Ontology annotation, molecular function: DNA binding; protein dimerization activity.
AUGUGCGAAGCUUCGAUAGUACAAUCGAAUUCGAAGUUUUUUUAAUAUUCGAUAACACUUCGAAACGAUAUGAAGUAUUCGCAUUAAACGAAGCUUCGUCGUAUCAUUCAAGUUGUGACGUCACGUGCGAUUUAUUUUCUGUUAACUUCGGAAGAUCGACCUAUCGCUCGAACGUGACGUCACUAUCGAUUAAUCUAAAGUGUUGUGUAAGUAAACACAACUAAAUUGCUGCAUUUGUCGACUACCGUGGGUUUUCAUAAUUUUAUCUAACGAAAUUAAAAAUGGAUAAAGGUGCAGACGGUUCAUUACAAGCGAAAGAAGUACCGUCAAAAAGAAAGAAACGUAGUGCAAUAUGGAAUUAUUUCACAGAUGUUGGCGAUUGCUCCGCACAAUGCGAUUGUUGCAAACAGUCGUUCAAAUGUCCGCGUGGCACUACAACAACACUUCAGAACCAUUUGGAGGCAAAACAUGCUGUGUUGUACAAGGAACUAAUGAAAGACAAAGAAAAAAUUCAUGAGCUUGAAGGAACUUGUGCAAAAAAAAAACCAGUGCUGCAGCCUACUUUAACUGAAAUGUUCAGAAGUACGCAGAAGAUGUCACCAUCCGACCCUAAAGCACAGAGCAUAACCAAACAAAUUGCCAAAAUGGUGGCAACAGAACUUUUGCCGUAUGAGUUUGUAGAAGGGUGUGGAUUUAAAGAGUUAAUGGGUCACAAAAAUGUUGCACCUACAUACACAGUACCAUGUAGAACUACAUUUUCUGAACAUUAUAUUCCAGCUCUUUAUGAGGAAACAAAACACUCUCUCAAGAAAAUGCUUGUACAAGAUUUACCAACAAUAUCAUCCAUUGCAUUUACAUCUGAUGGCUGGACUUCUCGCUCAACUGACAGUUACAUUAGCCUUACCUGUCAUUAUCUCCGACCUGACUUCACGUCUGUGUCAUUUGCAAUGAGUAACACUGUUGUAAAUGAAUCCCACACAAGUGUUCAGGUGGCUACUACCAUAAAAAAUGUUCUUAUUGACUGGGAAAUUGAUCCAGCAGUGACAUCUAUCCCAUUAUUCUGCAUCACUGAUAAUGCCCAUAAUUUCAGACAGGCUUCUGUGUCAUUAUUUAAAGAUGGUUCCAGAUCAUGUUUUGCUCACACCCUUCAAAUUGCAAUUGAAAACAGUAAGAAUGAUUGCCCGGGUACAACCACACUUCUUAGUAAGGCCAGGAGUAUAGUUGGUCAUUACCGAAGAAGCACUCGUGCUAGGAAAAGACUUCACACAUUCCAGGAACAGUUGAACAUGCCAAAACUAGAAGUAAUUCAACAUAUUGAUACACGUUGGUGUUCAGAGUACCAAAUGCUCAAGAGACUGCUGGAAAUGAAACCUGCUCUUGUAGCCGACCACGUGAACUCUGGCGAUACAGACAUGCUGACCGCCUUGGAAUGGAAACAUGCUGAAAACUUUGUUCAAGUUUUACAACCACUUGCAGAAGCCACAGAAGAAAUGAGUGGAAACACUUAUCCAACAUUGUCCAUGAUCAUUCCAGUACUUCACUGUCUUCUUUGUAACCUUGAAUCACACAUCACUGCCAAAAAAGAUGGCAUGACACUUGCAAGAGCAUUGCAUAAAAAUCUAAAGUCAAGAUUUCCGAACUACAUGCAAGAACCCCUACAGCGUGCUGCAAUGUUGGUUGAUCCAAGAUUUAAAGGAGUGCUUCUAUCUACAAUUGAAUCGGAAGCCAUUCUUUUGUCAGAGAUAAAAAGUUUAAAAACUGAUUCCAAUCCUGUACAAGAGGCUAAAUCUAGCAUUCCAAACUCUGCACCAACAUCUUCUCUAUGGGCUGUCUUCGAUAGUAUUCCAAUGCAAGAAAAUAAAGAUUAUGAUGAAGGAGAAGAAGAAGUGCGGAGGUACCUAAAAGAACCUCGUAUCAACAGACAUGACAAUCCAUUAAAUUGGUGGAAAAAUGAAGGUACAAAGUACCGAUAUUUAUCCAAAGUAGCUCUGAAGUAUCUGGGGGUUCCUUCCACACAAGUAAAUUCAGAGCGUCUCUUUUCAGCAGCUGGAAAUGUUGUUUCAGCACGAAGAGAAAACUUGCUACCUCAGCAUGUCGAGCAAUUGGUGUUUUUACAUGCCAACUUGAAAUAAAAGCUAACCUGUUGACCGGAUAUAAGAGCCUAGUGUGUAAAUCUUUCAAUGGUGUUUUGUGUGUGUAUAGUAUUAGUCAUUUUUAAAUAUUUGUAGAACAUACUUCGUUUUGUUUGUUCUCCAAUUGAACAUGGGGGUUAAAUAAUUUUUCCCAGUGUUAUAAAAAUUUAUUAAACUUAAAACAAUGAAAACUUUUUGAUGAUUGAAAAGAACAGUGAUUAAUUUAAGAUGUGCAAUUGUGUACAUGUACAUGUUUUUAUGUAGAGAUUUUUCAAAAUGAAUUACAUGCUUCAUGUUUGUAAAUAGAACUUAAAUUAAAGCUGGAAUUUUAUUUAAUGUAGAGCAUUUUUACACUCUGUAUUAAUGGGGGUUGAAAGUUGAUAUUAAAAAUAAAAACUUUUUUUUUUUAUGGUUUUGAAAAGCAACUAUUCGCAUUCGAUUCGAAUUCGCACAAAUAGUU